AUGUCUGUCGGCAACGGGGCAGGAGUCAGCCUGGCUGGGGGAGUCGCCGCCGUGAUAGGCGAGGUGGUGGUCCAUCCCAUGGACACGGUCAUCACGCGCAUGCAGUCUUCAGUGUACCGGUCGCAGUACAAGAACCUCGACGGCUCCCUCAAGCGCGCCCUCUUCUCCGGGCUCUACCAGGGCUUCGGCCCGACGCUGAUAGCCAGCGUGCCCUCGUCGGCCGCCUUCUUCGUGGCCUACGAAGCCUCGAGGUCGGCGUUUGCAAGGGCCCGCGCCGCUGGACACGUCUCCGGGGUGCCGCAGCCGGUCCUCGACGCCGCGAGCAGCGCGGGCGCCGAGCUCGUGGCCUGUGCCAUUGCCAACCCGGCCGAGGUGCUGAAGCAGAACGCGCAGGUGGUGCCGCAGGCCCGCCAAGCGUCGUCUCCCACGGCGGAGAUUCUGCGGCGGUUCUGCAGGCGCCCGUCGAGGCUGUGGGCGGGCUACUCGGCACUGGUGGCCAGCCAGCUGCCCAGCAUCUGCCUGACGUUUUCCCUCUACGAAACCUUCAAGGCGGCUCUGCUCGAGAGACUGCGGUGGCAGGCCGACGACGUGGCUCGGCAGAUGGCGGCGAGCGCCCUGAGCGCGGCGCUGGCGGGCGGCUGCUCGUCGUGGCUCUUUGUGCCCAUUGACGUGGUCAAGACGAGGAUGAGGCUGGCGGCAGGUGGCGAGCUGCAAGCUGCGCGGCCGCUGCUGAAGAAGACGAGUCGGGGACUGGCAGCGUCGUCGCCGCCGCCAAUGAGCAAGGGCGCAUGGGCCGUGGCCGCAGAUGUGCUUCGUACCGAGGGGGUUCCCGGGCUGUUCAGGGGCUCCAUCUUGACCUGCGUGGCGGCCUUCGUGGGCACGGGGCUUUAUAUUGGCUGCUACGAGGGCGGCAAGAUUCUGUUCAACGAGUUAUGCCGCGGCCAAGCGCCUCACGGCCUAUCAAGUCGGAGGUAG
Messenger RNA from Hirsutella rhossiliensis, 975 nucleotides. Its product is annotated as mitochondrial carrier protein. NCBI's taxonomy places the organism in Eukaryota, Fungi, Ascomycota, Sordariomycetes, Hypocreales, Ophiocordycipitaceae. Gene Ontology annotation, cellular component: mitochondrial inner membrane. Gene Ontology annotation, molecular function: S-adenosyl-L-methionine transmembrane transporter activity. The transcript has 2 exons. The record is from RefSeq and is a predicted model, not a curated record. The coding region runs from base 1 to 975 and encodes 324 amino acids.